Molecule: messenger RNA, 1445 nt
Organism: Seminavis robusta
Lineage: Eukaryota; Bacillariophyta; Bacillariophyceae; Naviculales; Naviculaceae
Source: the annotation of a GenBank genome assembly
ACUGACGUGUUGGAACGAAAGUCUGCAUGAAGCCUCGAACGCCAAUGCCAUGUCGGAAAAAAAAAAUGCUGACGAGCCGAGCGAUUGGUGCAACUCUCACAAUCACAGAUCUUGUUCCAUCAACAACAAUCUAAGCAACAAAUCAUGAUAACUCCAGCACUUCUCAGCAUCCUUCUCCUGAUAGCCGCUUAUCUGAAGCAGGGGUUUGCGCUUUCCACCGAAUCACUCCGCACUCCUCCUCUUGCAACAAAGCCACAACCUGGGACAGUAGUAGUGGUUGGAGGAGGUUUCAUUGGAUCUUCGUUUUGUGCUGUCUACCUGGCAAGCGGGAAACGUGUGGUCUGUAGUGACCCCUUUGUAUCCGAAGCAGAUCUGAAGAAGCGAAUCGAGACAGUCUGGCCCACCGUAAGAGCUCGCGGCAUUGGAGGCAAAAUUGAUUCCUGCCCCAAAAGCCCUCCUUGUGAGAGAUUGAGCUUUGAAAGUAGCGUGGAGACAGCAUUGAGGGAAAAUCCUACACAGUUUGUACAAGAAUGUACAAUAGAGGACAUUGAGAGUAAGCAAGAAGUGUUGGCCCGAUUGGAUGAGCUCUUGGCCGAUCAACCGUCGACGAUCAUUUCCAGCAGUACCUCUUACAUCCCUCAUGAGCUCUUGAUCACAAAAUGCAAACAUCACAAGGAUCGAGUAUUGGUCGGGCAUCCAACAAUCCCUUAUUUGGAUUCCUUCUUGGAAAUCUAUGGAACGUCUCAAGCUCAUGUCAACGCCGCACAAGCUUGGUAUUCUCAAGCUGGAUUUGAAGCGGUCGUCAUGAAAAAGACCAUUCCAGGACAUCUCUUCAACUCAUUCCUUACCAUGAACAUGCGCCAUGGCAACAAGUUAGUCAAGGACGGAGUUUGUACGCCCCAAGACGUGAAUGUUGUCUUGCGGCAUCUUGGUCGCUUCAUGUACGCUCGUCAUGGCUAUCUGAGCUUGUUGUCCACCAUCGGUGGGGAUCGCGGCCUCAAGGGAGGCAUGGACUUGUCCGCCAAAAUCAAAAUGAGCGCCAUUUCGAUUGUCUUUUAUUCCUUACUGAAGAAAGUGCAUUUCUUCUUCAAGGGCUCUUGGGUGCGGCGGAUUGCGGAUUUUAUGGCCAAGAAAUUGCAGGAUAAGGUCGAACCACCACCCGCACAAGAGUGGAUUGAAGCUUGUGGGGAGUUUGAAGCACAGGUGACCAAGAAUGGCACACUUUCAGUUCCCACUGGAUUGUUUCAGGCUUGCGAGCCAAUGUUUCAGAGGACACCAUAUGAAGUUGGGAAUGAUCCUUUUGCCAUUGAAGGCCCCAGUGACAAAAAAUGAAGCCUUGAAUCCUCUCUCGCAUUUUGUCAUGUAUUCACAUCCUCAUUUUAGAAAACCAUUUUAGAAAACCAUUUUAGAAAACCUAGCUACUAGAAUUCAGAAGAAGCCUGUCU